AACUUGGCCUCUUUCUCUCUUCACCAUGGUCGCGCCCUGCCACCGCCGUCGCGACUCGCCGCCACGACCAGCGUCGCUGCCACGCCGGCCGUCUGCUCGGCCGGAUUCCACCAUCAUUUCCCCUAAAUUGGUUUCCGAUCUCAGGGCUAGGGUUCCGCCGAGCAGGAUUUUGAAGAAGGCGUCGGACGACGCGGUCGUCUCCUGCCUGCGGAUUGCCACUCCCGUCGACCAGCUGCCCAGAAUCGACGCCUAGGGUUUUCAGCCUCCCUCUCCUCUCUGAAUUUCUGCGAACGACGCCGUACUAGCACUCCCCAAAGUCGGAUCGGGAAAUAUUUCAAGCACAAAACAGAAAACCCCACUCCACUCUCUCUCUCUCUAAACCAUAAUGCCGCCGUUCAAGCCAUUGCGCUGGGAGUGUCAUAAACGGCGCGCCAUUACCAUGAAUUGCCAAGCGACGGCGGAGAAAUCUGUUGUGUCUGGGAGUAGAAUGCUGGUAUUCGUCCCGCCGCAUCCUUUAAUUAAGCAUUGGAUUUCAGUUCUUCGGAAUGAGCAGACGCCUUGUCCUAUAUUCAAGAAUGCUAUGGCUGAGCUUGGGAGAUUACUAAUAUAUGAGGCAUCAAGGGAGUGGCUGGUGAGAUUUGACAACUUCCAUUUAGGAGAUUACAAAAAUGCUGCAUUUUUGUUUUUUCCUUUCUGAUAUACUAAAUGUUAACUAAAAAGAAAAGGUACGCAUAAUUAGCUCAACAAUUUCACUCCAUCAUUAUCACCGGUGUGCUAUUUCUGAAUAUAAGGUGGUUUUGGGGAUUUAAGUUAUUGUGCAUAAUCUCUGAUGUGGAUUAUUGCUCAUUAACUUAUAAGCAUGCAGUCCUCUGUUCAAGUUGUGUGACUACAUAUUUUCAUAUGUGGCUAAUGUUAAUAAUCUGACUGUUGGGUAUUCGAACCUCCGUGCUCAUUAGGGCC
Salvia miltiorrhiza (redroot sage) is the source of this 960-nucleotide messenger RNA. RefSeq names its product uracil phosphoribosyltransferase-like. The record is from RefSeq and is a predicted model, not a curated record. The transcript has 3 exons. Bases 386 to 697 code for a protein of 103 amino acids. NCBI's taxonomy places the organism in Eukaryota, Viridiplantae, Streptophyta, Magnoliopsida, Lamiales, Lamiaceae.